AAAAAUUCUGAUAGUAGUAUAGUUUCAUAAAUACACAAGUCAACAUUAAUUAAAAUAUGAAUGAUCUAAUACAUUUGUAUCCAUUGGUCUCAUUUAACUCAAUUAUUAAAAUUUGGAAUAAUCAACCAACAUAUAUAAUUGUACAGUUACUAUUUAUAAUUGGAGCACUGAUAACUUUAAUUCAUGCAAUAACUUAUAAAGGGAGGCGUCUUUCAUUAUGGAUUUGCAUAACAUGUCAUGGUUUAUUAAUUGAAUUAAUAUCUUAUUUUCUGCCAGAAAUUGAUAAUUUUUGGCAUAGUCAAUCACCAAUCAUGUUGUUUGGUCACAGACUACCAUUACAUAUUUUAUUAGUGUACCCAGUAUUUUAUUAUUUAGCUAUAAUAACAGCAUACAGAAAAGGUAUAAAAAAACUUAGUCUAAUGCUAACAGUUGGUUUAAAUGUAUUACUCUUAGAUAUUCCUUUUGAUAUGAUAGGAGUCAAGUUCAUUCAUUGGACUUGGCAUGAUACAGAUCCAAAUAUUUUUGAUCGUGUUUAUUUAGUUCCCUGCACUUCAUAUUUUUUUUACAUGACAACCUCUGCAUCCUUUACAUAUUGGUUUUUCAACAAGGAAGUAACAUUUGAUGAAAUUUCAUUUAAAAAAGAAAUAGGAAUUUUUAUGAGAACUAUUAUGCUUAGUUUUCCAUGUGGAGUUAUAUGUUUUUCUAUAUUUUAUCAUCCUUUACAUGAUAUUUUUUAUAUUUCAACCCAAACAAUAGUCAUAUUCUUAAUUGCAUUAUACAAUAUAAUAGUUAAGAUUAUAAAAAUAGUACAAAAUAACGACCACAAAGAGAAUAAUGAAAAUAUGAAUACAAUAACUAUUUAUCUAGUGAUAUAUUACACAACAUUUUUUAUAUUAUCAUUAAUCGGAAAACCAGAAAAUGAAAUUUCAACAGGAAUUCAUGAAGAAAUUGGACCUUGCAAUAUUACAGUUAAUGCAUUUAACACAGAUUUAAUCAAACGUAAAUACUUAUGCAUUCAAGACUACAAUGAAGAAUAUGAUUUUCAUUGCAUAGAAAAUGCUCCUGCAAUAUUUAGUAAAAUAUAUACAAUUUGUGGAAAAGCUUUUGAAAAUCGUAUGGAAUAUGUUAUUAUUAUAAGUACAAUUGCAGUGGUAGCUUUGAUAAAAUUUAACAAUUCAUUUAACAUAAACAAAAUUACUAAAAAAAAGGUUUUAUAAAAAAAUUAAUGACAUCAAAAGUUUAUUUGAUUUAAAUUUAAUCAGUAGUUUUAGAAAAUAUUGUUCCAAGUAUUUUUGUUAAUUAAUAUUAAAAUUUUACUUUGCGUCUGUUAGUUAAACAUUCUUAAAUACCACCAAAGAGUAGAAAAAAUUGGACAAAUAACAUUAUGUUCGCCUAAGAAAUUAUAACUAUGAUAUACAUAUAUGUAUUAAACUUAUAUAUAUAUAUAAAGUAAAAUGUAAAAAAAAAAACUAAGUUAAUAGUAGUUAAAAUAAAAGCAUCCUCCCGUUUGUUGUUGGUAUACUUCUAUUGUA
This is a messenger RNA of Daktulosphaira vitifoliae (grape phylloxera), 1532 nucleotides long. RefSeq lists its product as uncharacterized. NCBI's taxonomy places the organism in Eukaryota, Metazoa, Arthropoda, Insecta, Hemiptera, Phylloxeridae. The record is from RefSeq and is a predicted model, not a curated record. Bases 57 to 1217 code for a protein of 386 amino acids. The transcript is spliced from 4 exons.